Molecule: messenger RNA, 6275 nt
Organism: Numida meleagris (helmeted guineafowl)
Lineage: Eukaryota; Metazoa; Chordata; Aves; Galliformes; Numididae
Gene: PI15
Product: peptidase inhibitor 15
Exons: 6
Coding region: 274-1050 (258 amino acids)
Cellular component (GO): extracellular region
Source: RefSeq, a predicted model, not a curated record
GCUGCCUGUUGUGGAGCAUGCACUGUAACAUAUAAAAGCUGUCAGCAGUUCCUGUGGCCAGAAAGCUUCACAACCAGCAGAGUUUUGUUCUUUGCGAGUUUGUAAUAAGAGACACUCCUUCACAAAGGUCCAUAUCACCACAUAGGAGAGUGUUAUAUAUACUGGGAGAACAAUAGACUGUAUUCAUUUUGGUAUUAUCCAAAGAUCUGUUUUCUACUGUCCUGACUUAAAGCAGAGUACCUCUGUGGCCUAUCUCUCCCCUUUGGCCCCAAGAUGACAGUAAUAGCUGCAAUCAGUUGUGCUUUCUUAUUUUCCAUUCUCUGUGAAACAAGUGCAUUAGUGUUACCCAACUCCACUGACCUGCUCCUGUCAAACAAUAAUUUCACUGACAUUGAGACGGCUUUGGCAGCUCAUCUGGACUCAGCAAAAAUUCCCAAAGCCAGGCGGAAGCGCUACAUUUCACAGAAUGACAUGAUUGCCAUUCUUGAUUAUCAUAAUCAAGUCAGAGGCAAAGUCUUCCCACCUGCUUCCAACAUGGAAUAUAUGGUUUGGGAUGAAACUCUUGCCAAAUCUGCAGAGGCUUGGGCUGCUACAUGCAUUUGGGACCACGGACCUUCCUACUUACUGAGAUUCUUGGGCCAGAACCUGUCUGUGAGAACAGGAAGGUAUCGAUCUAUUCUCCAGUUGGUAAAGCCGUGGUACGAUGAAGUGAAGGAUUAUGCUUUUCCUUAUCCUCAGGACUGCAACCCCCGGUGCCCCAUGCGAUGCUAUGGACCGAUGUGCACCCAUUAUACACAGAUGGUUUGGGCCACUUCCAAUCGUAUAGGCUGCGCAAUCCACACAUGCCACAAUAUGAACGUCUGGGGAUCUGUUUGGCGACGAGCUGUUUACUUGGUAUGCAACUAUGCCCCAAAGGGGAAUUGGAUUGGAGAGGCACCAUAUAAAGUAGGAGUCCCAUGUUCUGCUUGUCCUCCAAGCUAUGGAGGUUCUUGUACCGACAAUCUUUGUUUCCCAGGAGUAACAUCAAACUACUUAUAUUGGUUUAAAUAAGUUAACGUUUACAUUAUUUUUUAAAAACUUGGAUGAAUAACAAGAAGCUUGUAUAUUGAAUUUUGCACAUAUUUUAUAUAGAGAGAUACUGUAAUAAUACUCUGAUGUUUUCUUUUUGUAUGCUUUUGUAUAAUUAGCUUCCAAAGUAUAGUGUAAUUAGUUGUUAACUCUUUGGGAUUUAUGACUCACAUUAGCCCUUUUAGAUUAACAUUCUGUAAAGGAGAGCAAACUCAUUUUCAUUUUAGCAAGUGUAGCUUCCUGAAAAUUAGAUUCCACUGAAAGCACAUUAAAAGGUACUGUCAACUUAUACCUAAAAUAUGCUGUCCUUUUAAAAAUAAUAGUUUUUGAAAGAGAGGGAUCAUUGUUUAAUACUGUGCUUUAAAAACAGAGACAUGUAAAGCAAUAAUUCUUCCUCAGACUGCCAAUGGUUCCUUCCAUUUACAACUGUGCUUUCAUCUGCAGUGUCAAUGGGACUGUGCAGAGGAAAACAUAUCUGCAAGAUAAACUGCAGGAUAUUACCUACCUCAUGCACAACAUUAAUUCAUUUAUGGUGUUUCAAGAAUUCAGCACACGGCUGCUGCUAUCAUCAAUGAUGCCUGUGUGCAGACAGAAAAAUUAGAGAGAACAAGAAACCAUAUGGGCCAAGAUGCAGUGGCUGUUAACUUAUGUGCGUAAAACCUGAUGUAGAUAGAAAGCUACAUCACUUUACAUAUAUGCUGAUGUAAACACAGCCAAACUUUGUAUUACUGUGUUUCUGAACACAGUCAUAGUGGUAUAAAUGUGCUUUGUUAGAGUAUAUUUUUUCCUGUUCUGGAAGUAAAGAAAUAUAUUGCUACAAAGCAGUGCAUAUCAGUACAUGAUAUACAUACUACAUCCUUCAAAUCAGUAUAUGUGCUGUUCCCCUGACUGAAUCUCAUCCACUUGAAAUUUUCAAGAACAGGUCAGACCUGAAAAUAGGUAGUAAGAUUUCCAAGUAAAAUAUUAAAUAUUCAUCAGGCAGCUUUAAUACUUUAUUACUUCAUACAGAUUAGCUAUGAAGAUUCCAAAUUUCUAAAGCAACUGACAAUGUAAUACAUUCUCUUAAAAGGUGUCCAUGUUUUAAAGAAACUACACUUGUAAUAUUCUACUUUUAUCCUCACAAUUACAGUAUAUAUGGUUUUACUUCUGGUUUCAAAGGAUCCUGGGUUCAAAAGUGCUAGAUCAAUCAAGUACUUUGAGUAAAAUUCUGUUUUGGGAGUGAGAUAUAGCCAUGUACACACGUACUUAUGUAUACUUAUAUACACUUACGUACACACAGAAAGAACUUUAUAAGACAAAACUACUAGGUGGGUCAUCAGCCCUCAGCUAGCACAGUUUGUGACAAAGAUGCAUGGGACAAGUACAUUUUUGUUCCACAUAAGAAUUCUUCUCAAAGAGUAAAGACAGCACAGCUAAAACAGUGCACUUUGACAUUUUCUUGUAAAAAAUACACGAUAGGAAGCAGAGCAAAGCAAAAGUUCAGGUUAUACCAUGGAACCUGUAGUAGAAGGUCUAUUGACAAAUGUUUAUGCACUUUGGAACUUGCAACUUGUAUGUUAUAUGGUACACUUUCCAAACAGGACUAGACAUUGUAAAUUAAUUUAUAAUUCUGUAAUUCAGCUGAAAUUAUUAUAACGGGUAUAUAUGUUAUUGUAUCUGUUACUUUUUAAGUUGCUACAAAUACCUUAAUUUUGUGAAAUAUUGUGUUUUCUGUGGAUAUAGAAAACUUUGCUUUUAACAAACAGGUAUGCAGGUUUUUCAUGACAUCCCAUAAUGGUGCUAGGAAUUAACUAAUCACACUGUAAUUGACAGCAGCAAAUAAUGACCUGGGUAUAAGCUAUUUCAUACGAGCAGCUCCUGAUAAAACCAGCCACAAGCACUCAAGCAUUAGCUGAAUAUUUUCAUUGAAUGGAGAUGAUCACAGUGAAUCAGGUGUUUGAUUAUGAUGCAAAAUUUUUCUUUCCACUUUAUUUCAUAAGUAGUUUACGGAAGGCCUUUCUGUAUUGCCUAGCUGAACCUUUCCAGUUUCUAUCCUAUUUUCCUCUUGGCUUGGAUAAUGACAAUGUCAGCAAAGAUCUACUUUGAUUGCCAGUAUCAGGGUUGCCUGAUUGAUUGUCUGGCACAAAGUGGUGCCAGAAAAAAUAAGUACUGAAAUGUACUAAGACUUCAGAUGUCUUCAGCAGUGCAUCUGCUAUGAUAUAAAUUGAGGAAAGCUCUUGAUGAGUUCAAGGUCACACUGAGGCAAAUUAACCCCAUUUGCUAUUCUCACAGCCUUAAAUAUUGGUACUUCCUUCUUCCAAGCUGAGUAGUGUGCAUUUAAAAACAAUCUGGCUGUUGGAGAAAUUAGCUCAGACUUUUGUUCUGUUCUAAAUACAAAAUUAUGAAAGCAUACACAAACUAGAAUAAGGUUAAAAUAUUUGUUCUCAAAAUACUGUGAGAGGUAGAAGAGUAAAAAUGAGGUAGUUGAUAUCAUGAACUACUGAGUGCAGAUGUUUAUAGGAUAAUAUUGCUUGUGAUAUUUUUUGCCUCAUUUAAACAUCUGAGAUGAUGGGUAGCAAUUGAUACCUUUUGGUGCUAACCUAUAUUUUCUGGUGCUGAAGUAAUACAUUAUUUUUGUGGAAGAAUAGAUUUACUUCUAAUAUUACCAUACACACUCCAGUGUUUUUGAGAUCUUUUCCCACUAAGCAUAUAAUUUACCACUGGGAUGGAUUUCGUUUGAAAGCUCCUUUCUAUGGUUGUUUCAGGUUCUAAUGAGGAUUUUGUAAUUUGUAAUUAGGGAGGGAAAUGUAUUCCUGUUCAAAACCAAAACAAACAGCAUCCUCCUCUCAUCACAAUGAGGUGCCUGUGGAAAAAAAUAUCGGGAGGGUAAGACCUCUGACAGCCAUGAUUUCAGAAUGGUGCUGAGCAGAUUUGAGUGAUCCCAACUCCUCUCUCUGGGGUAAUUAAUGACUUCAGAAAAUUCAAGCUUGACCUUGCACACUUAGUCUUGAGAACAUGUGUGUUCUUCUCUGAGAUCAGUUUGUUCCCCUCUGAAUUCGAGAUAAGCUGGAUCAGGACUUAGUGAAGACUAUGGGAGGCUUGAUAUAACAUUUGUAAGAGUGAGAAAAUUGGAUUCCAUCUGCAAACAGCAAAAUGAGACUUCAAGAGCUCUCCCCUAAUAACACUGGGAAAGACCUCAGCAGUCUGAAAGAGGAAACUUCCCUGGAGAAAAAGUUCCCCAUACCACAAUUAGGAUCUAACAGAAAUCAUAAAUGUAUCUAUAUCCAUAUAGGUAGACAGAGGGAUAGAUAGGUAAAUAUACGUAUUUAUAUAUUACCUUCAAGGAUCCAGUUGCAAGCAUGGAUGCCCUCUUGUGGUUGAGAAUGCAAAUAUAUAUUUAGGUUUGAUUUUGUCUGAAUCCGAAAAGGUUUAGGCUUUUUUAAAAACAAACAUAUACAUUUUGUUCGAUUGUUGGUUUCUUUUUUUUUAUGUUUAUGACCUUGAUUUUAAAGAUGCAUGACUUUAUCCAUUUGCUUUGAGAAAAGAGGUCCAUCGCAUAAAUCCUCCAGUUCUUAGCUUUAUGUCAUUUGUAAAUACAGUAGUGAAUCAAAAUUGCAUUGGCUGUUGCUUACCUACCAUACAACAUUCUAAGAGUAUGAGGUAAGACAGCUGUUCAGAUGUCAGAUGAAUUUUUAGCUACAUUACUUCAGACACAGUUCAGAAAAUGUAGAGGGUGGGAAGCAUCCUUACUCAGAUACUAAAUUUUACUGAUCCUUAAUAAAAGUUCCAAAUUACAGCUGAAAUUUGCCCUUUGUUAAAUUUUCAAGAAAAAAAAAUCCACUUGAUUUCUUCUUCAAGAGUGAAAUGAUCUCAUAGAAUUUGAGCACAUGGUAUUCUAAUGUGCUUUCUAGAAUGGUGCAAAAUCAGGUCAGAUGGUCUCAAAGAACACAAACUUUCACAUCAUGAUUCAUAAUGGGAACAUUAAAUCUCUGUUAAUAGCAACCUGAAAUAAUCACAGAUUUCUCAAACUGCUUUUUUUUUCAAUAGAAAAUAAAGCAAAAAGCAAGAAAACAUAGGAACAGCCCGUCUAGUUAAUUCAAGACAGAAGAAAAGAAUCAUUACUAAUGGUAAUUCCAAGAUUUCCUUGCUGCAUGACAUUCAGCUACUGAGUUCCUCUCAGAUAUACUUAUUUUCUGUUAAAGAAGGAGCUUUCGUUCAUAUUGCAAGGGAAUACAUUUUAAAAUUAGUAUAACUAAAUUGAACAGGCAUUAAAAUUUAAUACCCCAUUCUGCUGAGCUCACCUGAUUGUGAAGUGUGAGAAUACCAGGCAGAAAUUGUUGCAGUUCAGUAUUAUCUUCUUGUCUUCUGCCAAGAGAGAAAAUUCAGAGUGAAAGAGAUUUUACUAUACUUUCAUCUUCUGCAAUCUUAUCAUUUGACAAUCAGGCAGAAAAUUCUUUUAAAAUCUCUUGUACUGAAAAUCCAUAUAAAUUAUUUUUGGGGUAUUUUGGCCAGCAGGAGAAGAGCGGGAAUGUCCCUCAGGUUAUGUGUUUAGCUCACAACAACAGUCCUUCAAAACACUCAGCUGUUUGUCAUGCUGCAAACUCACUAUAGCUUCAAUACAUCACCAUGUAAGUCAGGAAUCAUCUUAGAUACAAUAAUUAAAGUAAAAAAACCUGUUCCUUAAGAGUGAAUGGUAAUAUUGGAAUCUAAUAACUCUGAAGAGUUAAACAUCUUGUUUCAUGUAGGGUGCUCUUAAGUAAUCAAAACGGUGCUUAAAGGCAGGGUUCAUUUAAUAAACAAACCAUUUACAGUUACUUUUCUACUUCUAUCUGCAAUAAGGACAGAAGGUUUUUCUGAGGAUUGGAAAUGCUGAAGAUUGGAAAAUGAUGAACCCAAGCCAAAAACGUUAAGUAUGUAUACAGUAAAAUGUCCUUUUCUCCCUCUAAUUAUAUAUUGUCAUCAUUUCUUGUUCAGAUUUUUUUUUAUUAUUAUUGAGUGGGUGGGAUUGCAUCUGGUUUUUCAGAGAAGAAAGCUUGUUUUGUUACACAUCUUACAGUGAAUGUAUCAAUAUAAUAUUUUUUCAUACUGUCAUAGGAUGCUAUAUACAUGUUAUAUCUGAGAUAUAAAUUUGUAUCCCUGUUUCAAUUUUUGAUGCUAUGAAACUAUAAAGAAAUGUACAUCAUUUUGUUCUAUUUUGUAACAUCUAUUCAUUUAAAUAAAUAAGUAAA